AUGAUUCGUAAAUUCGAUAUUUUCAAACCUAUGGAUGUUGUUCGUCCUCUCUGUGUUUCCGAUGAUAAUGGCGAAUUCCGCUUUCAGUUGCGGCUUACCCGGAAUUCAGAUCUUAUAUUCGCUUCUGAGGACCUUUCCACCAAGGGCCUCUGGACUGAGGUUCCAUUUCUAACCAUUUUUGUGGAGCGACAAUCACCUGAGAUAUUAGAGCAUUCUCAAAAUGAGCCUGACAGACUCUCAGAACCUAAAAAUGUCGGUGGUGAUGCAGCAGCCAAGUUGGUUGAGCUGUCCACGAGGCUGGAAAAGGUGGAAAUCCUUCUCGGUUCCGCCAUGUUGCGCUCCACCACAAAAGGCUCGAGUAAUGCUUCAUCGCCUUUUCCUAAGGAAGUAGUGCCUGCUUCGGAUAACUUGAAGCAAACGCCUGUUGAAUCUCGCGUUAGUAUGACUCCUCAGGCUGCUUCAAAUUUCGUCACUACUGCUACUUCGCCUCAUUCUCCUCCACCAACGUGCACUCCUAGGAAGGUUGCCUCUUCCGUUUCAUCUAAACUGAAGGCAACUUCAGACAAAACACCCGUUAGUAAAAGCGUCCAGGCUGCUGCCGUUUCAUCUCAUUGUCCACCAGGCGGCCUAUACCGCAGAGCGGCGUUAGCGGUGGGCCGGAGUAUGUGUGGCAAACGCCCGCUCCCUAUCUGGCCAACUUGGACGAAAUUAUUGAGUCAGUGGUGGCUGGACUGGAUGACCCCAACGACUUUACGAUCGAGCCGCCCUCAAGGCAGACAGCCUUCAACUCUACCGUCUGUACCACCACCAUAG
Molecule: messenger RNA, 813 nt
Organism: Echinococcus granulosus
Lineage: Eukaryota; Metazoa; Platyhelminthes; Cestoda; Cyclophyllidea; Taeniidae
Exons: 5
Coding region: 1-813 (270 amino acids)
Source: RefSeq, a predicted model, not a curated record